Messenger RNA from Aureobasidium musti, 1965 nucleotides. The record is from the annotation of a GenBank genome assembly. NCBI's taxonomy places the organism in Eukaryota, Fungi, Ascomycota, Dothideomycetes, Dothideales, Saccotheciaceae.
AGAAUGGCGUCUCCAGACAAGAGUCUGCAUUUGAACAUGCCCAUGAUGCCACCACCAAUGCAUUCGCGCGCCGGCAGCGACCUGGGCGAGCGACCUCUUACCNCCACCUCCCCACGACACCAGAACCAGAACCACAAUGCGCAAGCUUUCAUCUCUCCGGCCCAAACACCGCAGGGCAGCCCCAGCAAGAACCGCAUGCCCCCAGGCGCUUUCGACCUGCCCGAUGUAUUCUCCAAUGCCAUGAAACUCCUGCCCACUCUGGGCUCUCCUUCGAAGACUCCCAGAAACCAAGAUCACAGCCCUACGCGAAAAUCCAACAAGGAGAACACUCCACCUACUCGUCCAGGCGCUCAGCAACAAGACCACGUCAGCCAGGCUGCAGCGAGCAGGCAGAGCCAGUAUCGCGGCCAGGACGAGCAGCCCCUGAGCAGACAGCGCAGUGUUAUUUCUGGUGGCCUAACACAAGAAGAGAUUGAGAAGCUGCAGAAGCCCACUGUCAAGCGUCUGGCUAACGUCACUCAACUCUNNGUAGGUACAUUCUUCUUCAGCUUGCUGGAAUACGCUAACAGUAUAGACUUCCUCGACCACUACUAUGAUCUUCUCAACUACGUCUCAACCCGCCAGAAGCGUACCGAGCUCUUCCACGCUCACAACCCUCCGCCGCCGCAGACUCCCAACGAUGAAUACCAAUCCAACAUGCAACAGUACCUCGGACGCGAACGUGCAAAGCUCCGCGCCAGACGCACUCGUCUCAACCAUGGUGACUUUGCCAUUCUCACUCAGGUCGGCCAGGGUGGCUAUGGUCAGGUCUACCUGGCGCAANAGAAGGACACACGCGAAGUCUGCGCUCUCAAAGUCAUGAGCAAGAAGCUCCUCUUCAAGCUCGAUGAAGUGCGCCACGUCCUGACCGAGCGCGACAUUCUCACCACCGCAAAGAGCGACUGGUUGGUUCGUCUUCUGUACGCUUUCCAAGACGACGCCAGCAUCUACCUCGCCAUGGAGUAUGUUCCUGGUGGUGACUUCCGCACUCUCCUCAACAAUACUGGUGUUCUGCACAACCGCCAUGCUCGUUUCUACAUCUCCGAAAUGUUCCUCUGCGUUGACGCAUUGCAUCAGCUCGGCUACAUCCAUCGCGACCUUAAGCCUGAAAACUUCUUGAUCGAUAGCACUGGUCAUGUCAAGCUCACCGACUUUGGUCUGGCUGCUGGUUUCCUGGCCCCAGCCAAGAUUGAGAGUAUGCGCAUCAAGCUUGAGGAAGUUGGAAACAUGCCCCGCGAUGCUAUUCCCUUUGGCAGGCCCAUUGAGGAGCGUUCACUACAGGAGAGAAGAGAAGGUUACCGCAGUCUACGUGAGCGCGACGUCAACUACGCAAAGAGUAUCGUGGGAAGCCCCGACUAUAUGGCUCCUGAGGUAUUGAAGGGCGACGAGUACGACUUCACCGUCGACUAUUGGUCUCUUGGAUGUAUGCUCUUCGAGGCUCUUGCUGGAUACCCGCCGUUCGCUGGUGCCACAGUCGACGAGACAUGGCAAAAUUUGAAGCGCUGGUCAUCUGUCCUGCGCAAGCCUGAGUACGAAGAUCCUAACUACUUCCUCUCUCGUCGUACCUGGGAUCUCAUCACUCGUCUCAUUUCCGGAAAGAAUCAGAGACUGCGUGGUAUGUCGCAAGUCAAGGCACACGCCUACUUUGCCGAGGUUCGCUGGGAUCGUUUGCGCGAGGAGCGUGCUCCUUUCGUGCCCGAGCUCGACAGCGAGACUGAUGCUGGUUACUUCGACGACUUUGAGAGCGAGAAGGACAUGGCCAAGUACAAGGAAGUCAAGGACAAGCAGAAGGCGCUCGAAGAGAUGGCCGAGAGAGACGAAAAGAUGGGCCGCAACCUGUUUCCUGCUGUCGACGAGAACGGCGAACGCACUAGCCCUCGUAAGCCUCUGCCACAAGUGGAUGAGGACUUUGGCACCAUUUUCUAG